AGGGCACAUUUCAGGUCCACCACCCCCACACCAGACACUGAGCCCUUUACCAUUGGCCAAAUCAAAAUACCCUGAGCUCCACAAGCCCACUAUUCUGGACCAGUUGAGGAAAGUAGAAGCCAGAGGUUUUGAUCAUGAAAACCUUAGCAAAUAUUCUACUUGGAUGUGUUAUUCUGAAGGCAAUUAUUGCUGCUCCCUCAAGGCAAGGAAGACAGCUGGAAGAUCUGGACACAUAUGAUGCAGCAAACUAUGAUGUCGACCUAGAAAACCUUAAUGUGGAGAAUCAAGACAUUUAUGAUUAUGAUGAUGGGCUCACAAUUGAUGAACCCCAGAUUGAAAUUGGAACACUUCCACCCAUUGUUGAUCGACGCCCACAGCCCAGACCUUCUCGGGUAGAUGAAGAAGAUGAGGUCCCUUUGAAACCUUUACCUCCAGCACAGAGUUCAGGAGGGUCCGAACUACUUGGUCCAGAUACUCAGGGAGGACUUCCUACAUGUCUACUGUGCACGUGUCUAGGAGGAUCAGUCUACUGUGAUGAUGUCAAACUGGAAACAGUGCCUCCGCUACCCAAAGAUACAACCCACUUCUAUGCUCGCUUCAACAAAAUUAAGAAGAUUAACAAAUCUGACUUUGCAGAAAUGAAUAAGUUAAUGAGAAUUGAUUUAACAAGCAAUCAAAUCACGGAAAUUGACGAGGAUGCUUUCCGUAGUUUGCCUGCAUUGGAAGAACUAGUGGUACGGGAGAAUAAGAUUCGCCAGCUUCCAGAGCUGCCCCAUGGCAUGACCUUGAUAGAUGCCAGUCACAACAAUCUUGGAAGCAAAGGGAUAAAGCCAGAAGCCUUUAAAGAAAUGAGCAAUUUAUUAUAUCUGUACCUCACUGACAACAACCUGGACCACAUCCCUCUUCCUCUACCUCACACCUUACGCUCACUUCAUCUCCAGAACAACAAUAUCCAGAUGAUUCAUGAAGACACUUUCUGCAAUUUAAAAGACAUUAACUACAUCCGUAAAGCUCUGGAGGACAUCCGACUGGACGGCAACCCAAUAAACAUUAGCAAAACUCCACAAGCCUAUGUCUGCCUUCCCAGAGUGCCAGUUGGCAGACUUUAUUAAUUAUUUGUUAAUUUUUAUCAAAAGCUUUAAUUGAAAUAAAUAAAUUACAUACAGGCCCAAAGUCAAAACACAGAAACUGAUCAGAACCUUAACUUUGUGGUCAUAUAUUCUACUUAAUUAAAAACACACAGUAUGCUUUUAUUACUGUGAUUAUAAAGAUUUUUGGUUCUACUUUUUACUAUUUUGACAUAAAAAUGUGUAAUUAAUAAUUGGUUGAUAAUAUCAAAACAUUGUAAUAACUGCUUCAAUAAUAAAAAAUAAAUUGUAUAGUGUAAAAAUGUUGAAUAUGUUGGCAUAAUCAUACACUUCUCAAAAAUUUUAAUAUUUUAUAACAAUCAUAUAUAGUAGAUACAUUCAGUAGCCUAUGUAUGUGUAUGACUGCAGAGGGCUGAAUGGCAGGCUGCUGAAGGUGUCGUUUGUAAGCACUUUUUGGCUGUAUCCAUGGUUGAAUAACCCUAACCCUAAAUGAAAUACUGUCCUUGUAUAGAAAUUUGUUUGGUAUUUAUUCUUAUGCUCGGAAAGUCACAAAAUAUAUACUACCUGACAUAUUCAAAUCAUUCAAGAUUUCUGACAUAUUGCUAUUAUAAACAUCACUUACACGUUUUGUUUAAAUGGCCAUUUUUAUUGAUAACUCCCAUGAUCAAGAAGAAAGAAGAACAUUAUCAACAGUAAGUUUUUCUUCUGGAGCAUGUGAGUUAAUGGUAAAUUUGCGUACUAGAACAAAAAUGUGUGAGUGUCACAUUUGAAGACUUUUAAAAGGUUUGAAUACAAGGCAAUGUAUUUUGGGUUUGUGCACCAUCUGCAUUAAGUGUGACAAAAAUUACUUAGCAGGGGUGGCACUCUGUAGUUCGGAAGAGCAACAAAUGUGUUCGGUUUCACUGAAACUUUAUUUUUUAUUGAACUUUAAGCUCAUUAUACCUGUAUUUGCCUGUUGAGAUGGAAUUCCCUCUCAUUUUCUUAUUUCAAAUUCAAGCUUGAGAGAUCACACAUCAAAACAGUAAAACAGAUUUCUUUUAAGUAAUUCCGUAUACAUCUAUUAUCUGUCUGUUUCUCAAUCACAUCCUCUUUGCAAGGCAGAAGGGAUUUAGAGCCUAUUCCAACAGAAUGAGGUUUUUAAGGCAUAAACCAAAGCCCCAUAGAUUUUUAAUCGUACGCAGGACAUUCUUACAUACAUAAUAACGCUCUCUCAAGAUGGUAGUUUGAAAUUACACAACUUUUGGAUUUGGUGGACACCUAUGGGAAAAAAGUGUAAGGUCUACUCAGACAAUUACUAGACCAGGAGUUAAUUACAAAUCACUGGAGGUGAUAGGCAACAAUGCUAGCUACACUCUUAAAAAUAAUGAUUCUUUAAUGGCACUUUACUGGUUCCUUGUAGAAUUAUUGUUUGACAAAGAACUAGUUCUUCCUGGGAAGGAUUCUUUGCAUAUGAAAUUGGUUCUUUGUGCUUUGAGAAACUUCCCAAUAUGUUGAAAAACACUGAAAUCUUCAAUGUAUGUUAGGCUACAGUAGCAGGGCACUAAUAAAUUAUGAAUACCUUGGCUUAGCCUGUGUUAUUGCAUGCAGCAAGAGUCCUUUAAACAUCAAAACCUAUUGGUAUUUCACAUAUCUGUUACUAUCUAUUCAUGGUUAAUUGCUAUAUGAAGUCUGUUACGGAUCUAAA
This is a messenger RNA of Erpetoichthys calabaricus (reedfish), 2772 nucleotides long. It is a transcript of the gene epyc, whose product is annotated as epiphycan. NCBI's taxonomy places the organism in Eukaryota, Metazoa, Chordata, Cladistia, Polypteriformes, Polypteridae. The transcript has 7 exons. The coding region runs from base 135 to 1112 and encodes 325 amino acids. The record is from RefSeq and is a predicted model, not a curated record. Gene Ontology annotation, molecular function: protein binding.